CACAUGUGACAGUUCACAGGAAUCGUAAACAUUCCCAGCCGCAACAACGAAACGGCAAAAUCUCUCUCAUCCGCUGCAUUAGAAGGUGUGCGGUAGUGCUCUAAACCACGAUGUCUUAUGCGGACAAUGCGAUACGCAUUACGCGGUACAUUAAUCCACACUAUUUUUACUACAAACCGCUGACGGCGUACCUGCCAGGUCACGAGGAAACGCAAUUUGCGGUCGCUCUUAGCCAGCACUGUGAGGCGGCGUACGGGGAACUCUACAGGACAGUGAGGAAACCACAGGCGUGGGAAAUACAAAAGCCGGGCACACUGGUAGCACUGCGUAGCAUUCAGCUAGAACGAUGGAUACGCUGCCUUGUGGAAGAAACCGUCCAGGAUAUGGAUGAAAACACAUGGUACCAGCUGUGGGCCAUCGAUGAAGGCAUUGCAAUCAAAUCGGACCCAAAGUAUGUUCGAUCGCUUCCGGAAGCGUUUGCGAAGGAACCACCGCAUGCGAAAAGAGGUGCAAUCAUCAAUGUGCUGCCUAGCGACACACGGUUCGAUUACAUACAAAACGAGCUAAUCCAGGAACCAAGCACCCGCUGGUGCCCGGGCAUUGUGGCCACAAUGGAGGGGUGCUUAGAAGAGGCAGCCAGUGUCACAAUGGUAGAGAAGGCAAAGUUCGCGUUUAAAGGCGAAACGAUUCACUUUGGCGAACUGUACGUAACCUCGCAAUGCAAUACUUCAGGCAGUAUGGCAGAUCUACUGCGGGCCGCUUGCCCGAAACAGAUCAUUACGGCUCCUGAGGCUGGGUUCAUCAAAGCGUUCGUAAAGCUACAAACGCAUGCCAUGAAACGAUUUCUUAACAACGAAGGACUGUCUGAUAAGCAUAUCCUGAAUAACUUUGUGCAAAAGUUUUCGCGCAACAACUUAUCGCACGCGCACCACCAUGCGGAAAGGGCACUGGACAUGGACACUGAGCUAUCACAGAAGGUGCAAGAGUGGCUGAAACGAAACCAAGAAGCCUGCUUGGCCAUGUUACAGGAGCAAAAGAUGAAGGAAGAGCAACUGAAGGUGCCCGAAAUAACCAGCUUUACUGCGGAAGGUAUCAUGAGGUUUCCAGAGAAAAAUGGUUUAAACGGUCCCCGGUCAGUUGCUUCGAAAAAGCCGAAUGAAGUAAACUGUACUUCCUCGGGGGUUGUUAAUCCUGCUGCGGAAACGUGCGAUGAUACCGUGAGCCACGCUGCUUCACUGUCUAGUAGUAAGCCAUCCUCCGUAUUGCUUAACGUACAACGCCAUAAGGCUAGACUGUUACUGAAGAGUUCCACAGUUGCUCAAGAGUAAUGGAUGACUUCGGGAUCGUGAUCAUCUAAAAAAAAAACUACGAAUAUUUUCGAUUGUUUCGCACUUUUGACUGAAUUUAUCAAACCAACAAUCUAUUGAUUUCAAUUUUUUAUGAAACUUUAGACGUGAACUAUCAUAUACGCAAUUCUUAAGACAUGAAAUGUUAUCUACAAUACUUUCGUUAAGACAGAACAAUGAUUAUGAAUAAAGCAAGAAUUAUUGAAUGGAAAA
Anopheles arabiensis is the source of this 1559-nucleotide messenger RNA. RefSeq lists its product as uncharacterized. The record is from RefSeq and is a predicted model, not a curated record. The transcript has 3 exons. Lineage: Eukaryota; Metazoa; Arthropoda; Insecta; Diptera; Culicidae. The coding region runs from base 111 to 1328 and encodes 405 amino acids.